AUGUGUUGUCCUCCUGCAUGGUGGGUGGCUGCUGGCGUUUUGUGCCUUCCUUGCGUGGAUGCCGUCUCGUGGUGUGUGAAGUGUGCGGCUGGGCCUGCUGCCCUCUCCUCAUGUUGUCUGCUCUCUUUCUCGCUGCAUCCGCUGCACUCCGUUCCUCUCCCUCCUGUUGCAUUCUUUUCCUUCUGGCUCACAGAUCAGCUGAUUGACUCCAGCGACUCCACUACGGGUGACGAUGGCUGCGAUGGUGACGAUGGUGACGGUGCGGCUCCGUGUGGUGCGCGCCGUGUUGGUCCUUGCGCUCUUGCUGCUGCUCGGAGUCCUGGAGAUGUAUCUGGUGCUGCGGAUGCGGUGGUUGUGCCGGUGGAUGUGUCGUGUGCUCCGAGUGACGGCAGCCUGAGCUAUCGUGUGUGUGCGUGUGUGGAAGAAGUGUUCUGCAGCCAGUGCUGA
Molecule: messenger RNA, 447 nt
Organism: Trypanosoma cruzi
Lineage: Eukaryota; Euglenozoa; Kinetoplastea; Trypanosomatida; Trypanosomatidae
Exons: 1
Coding region: 1-447 (148 amino acids)
Source: RefSeq, a predicted model, not a curated record